Myotis myotis is the source of this 2745-nucleotide messenger RNA. It is a transcript of the gene ERLN, whose product is annotated as small integral membrane protein 6. The coding region runs from base 2255 to 2629 and encodes 124 amino acids. The transcript is spliced from 3 exons. The record is from RefSeq and is a predicted model, not a curated record. Lineage: Eukaryota; Metazoa; Chordata; Mammalia; Chiroptera; Vespertilionidae.
CGAUGCCUGUCAAGCACCAGCUGACGAGCUCUGGCUCCCAGACGCCCACUGGGCAGCGAUGGACGCUGCGUGUGUCCCAGGCAGGUGCUGGCUCAGAAACGCCACUUACCAGCUGUCACUGCCAUUAAUGGGAGCCUGCACCCUCGCGUUAGAGGCUCAGGCCUCUGGUCUCCCCAACUGCUGGAGUAAGAGAGGGGCCGGGCCCCAUUCUGCCCACACCUGCAUCCCGACGCCUUCGCCCUUUCCCUGCUUGUGUGCCCGACUGCCCGGUUCAAACCCUCGCCCCAGCACUCCAGCUGUGGGAAUGCAGGUCAGUGAUGCGACCUUCCGGAGCCGCGCUUUCUCCCUGGGAAAUGGGCUAGUCCUGGUCCCUGCCUCCCGGGGUGCGCUCGUGGGGUGACCUAAGAUGACCUGUCGGGCACUUGUCACGGCGCGGGGCACAUGCUAAUAGCUCCGCAGAUGUCCUGCCUCCACUUCAGUCCGGCCUCUCUUCCAGAGAACAUGGCACGUGGGUGCAAACCCAGGAUGACGGCAGGGGAGGCAGCGGCUCCCAGGGCACCUCCCCUCCGUCCCCCCUGGUCCCAGGGCCAUAAAGAGGUCCGCACUUUGCACAUGCCUGUCAUCGUGGGCAGCCCAUGCUCUGGCCGCCUGAGAGCAGAAGCCCAUGGCCGGAAAACAGGGGGUGGGGAGGGGAUGCCAACCCUGCCACCACCACCCCCUCCAGCUGGCAGGCGGGCGGGGAAGCUAAGCUCUCUGGCUAGUUCCACUUCCUGGUGUCCAGGGACUUGUGGGUUUGGUUUCGAUGGAAGAUUCAGAGAGGAAGUGCUUCUGUACAAAAUAAAAGAAGUCCAAAAAUCUGCCUGUAUCCUCAACCCUGCCCCCCCGAAGAAUGGGAUUCAGAAUGAUGACAACAAUGAUGAUGGCGUGGCUAUAAAGGCAACAAAAACCCACUGAGGGCUCACACUGCACACGCUCAGGCACUGUCUUCAGAGUUUGGCUGCAGCAAGGAUGUCCCUUCCCGUGCUCGCUUUGGCUGCACAUACGCUGAAAGUGGAACAACACGGACAAGAUUAGCAUGGCCCCUGCGCAAGGAUGACAUGCAAAUUCGUAAAACGUUCCACAUUAAAAAAAAAAUAAUGGUGUCCCUUCCUGAGGGUGGCCGGGCCUGAACCUCUUCGUUAGAAAAGAUUCUAGCUUCCUGGUCCAGCUGCCAAGAGGUGGAGGCCAAAGGGCUGGCUGGCUGGCUGGUUUAUUUGCAUUUUUCUCCUCCAGGCCAGACAGUACCUAACUGCUGUGUCCAAACAAGACACUGUCCCUGUCCUCAGGGGGCUGGCUCCUCCCCAUUCCUUGGCAAAGGGGCGCACCCUGAGCCCUUCCCACCCCACCCCACCAAUCGGGCCAAGCCCCAGGCUGGCUUCAAUCCCACCCAGAGCUGUGCCAGCGACAGCAGCCUGCACGCUCCUGGUGGGCAGCUCCCAGCCUGGGUCUCUCUGGGCAGGCGGGAUGGAGAGGCGGCAGCAAUACCCCCAUCGGGGGACAACCUGAAGGCCGCCCCUUCCAGGGCGCAGCCAGACCCAACACUCCAUUCCCCUCGGGACCGCGGCCCCCUGGACCGAGCCACCGCCGACGCCUGCCUGCGGUCACUGCGGCCGUGUCGGAGGCGGCUCCGCAUCGCCCGUCAGGCUUCGUGCCUCCCUCUGUGGCCUCUGUGCUCUCGGUUCCUCAAAAGGGCCUCAGUCUGCACGUAAGGCCCAUGCGUUUCACUGUCUGUACAACGUGCCUUUUCAGACGCCACCGUGCAGCCACCCGUGCAGGAGUCUCAUUCGCAAACGGUGGCGGAGGGCCUGCAAACCGGUUUGGUCCUGCAACUUGCCUCUCAAACAUUAACUACUGAAAGCAAUCUACAACCAAAUGUUCCCGGCGACGAACCUAUUUGCUUGUGGGUGAUACCAGUUCCAGACCAUAAAACGCUGAGGCAAAUUAAUUUGUCCUUGAAAACAGUUCCCUCCCUGUCCUUGGGGCCUGGCGCCUGCCACAGAACCCCGGCUCCCAAUUCUAAUUCUGCCACCGUCUCCAUGUCUCCACGAAAACCUCUCUCCUCCAGGGGCGGCCCCUCAGGCCCAGGCCAGGCGCUGCCACCGGCACCAACAGCACCCUCCCUGUCUCCCCCUCCCAGCCCACUUCUCUGCAUGGUGGUCCCUUCAGCAGAAUGUUCUGAUCUGCCAGCAACUGACUAAAAGAGGUGGUGAAAGCGAUGGUCUUCCCGCCUCAGGGAGGGCCAGGUCUCCUGGUCAGUGUGGCCAGAGCUCCGGGAUUGUCUCGUUUGGUUUCGUGGAAGCAGAACAAGAAUUUAAAAGACACCAGUGUGAGCUCCUCCUGCAUUUUUACAAAACGCUUCCAGUCGUCCACACCAAGUGACACAUGGCAGGAACACUGGGUCCACAUGGAUCCACUGCUAACAGACCAGAGGCGCCUCUGGAAGGAAGAGUUCUGGCAGAACCCCUGGGACCAGGGGGGCCUGGCCGUCAUCAGCAUAUUCAUCAUCACCGUCCUGCUUCUCAUGCUGUUCGCCAUUGUGUUUGGGGCACUCCCUCCGUCUGAGAAGGUCGACCAGUCUGAAGAGUCAUGACCUGACUUUCGGGGGGCCACGGGGGGUCCACCUGUUCUACACUCUCCAAACACUGUGGGCCUUUCCCUCGAAGCCCCUUUAACAGUCUGGAUUAUACAUUUUAUGUGAUUCUCGGA